This is a messenger RNA of Mastomys coucha (southern multimammate mouse), 1788 nucleotides long. RefSeq names its product tubulin beta 3 class III (gene Tubb3). NCBI's taxonomy places the organism in Eukaryota, Metazoa, Chordata, Mammalia, Rodentia, Muridae. The transcript has 4 exons. The record is from RefSeq and is a predicted model, not a curated record. Gene Ontology annotation, biological process: axon guidance; mitotic cell cycle; microtubule cytoskeleton organization. Bases 78 to 1430 code for a protein of 450 amino acids. Gene Ontology annotation, cellular component: cytoplasm; microtubule. Gene Ontology annotation, molecular function: GTPase activity; structural constituent of cytoskeleton; GTP binding.
AGGGCGCGGCGGAGGCUGCCGAUCCUCCGCAGCCCGCUGUCCGCCUGCCUUUUCGUCUCUAGCCGCGUGAAGUCAGCAUGAGGGAGAUCGUGCACAUCCAGGCCGGCCAGUGCGGCAACCAGAUAGGGGCCAAGUUCUGGGAGGUCAUCAGUGAUGAGCAUGGCAUAGACCCCAGCGGCAACUAUGUGGGAGACUCAGACCUGCAGCUGGAGCGCAUCAGCGUGUACUACAAUGAGGCCUCCUCUCACAAGUAUGUGCCCAGGGCCAUUCUGGUGGACUUGGAACCUGGAACCAUGGACAGCGUUCGGUCUGGAGCCUUUGGACACCUGUUCAGGCCUGACAACUUUAUCUUUGGUCAGAGUGGUGCUGGCAACAACUGGGCCAAAGGGCACUAUACAGAGGGCGCUGAGCUGGUGGACUCAGUCCUGGAUGUUGUGCGGAAAGAGUGUGAGAAUUGUGACUGCCUGCAGGGCUUCCAGCUGACACACUCACUGGGUGGGGGCACAGGCUCGGGCAUGGGCACGCUGCUCAUCAGCAAGGUGCGUGAGGAGUACCCCGACCGCAUCAUGAACACCUUCAGCGUGGUGCCCUCACCCAAAGUGUCGGACACUGUGGUGGAGCCCUACAACGCCACCCUGUCCAUCCACCAGUUAGUGGAAAACACGGAUGAGACCUACUGCAUCGACAAUGAAGCCCUCUACGACAUCUGCUUCCGCACCCUCAAGCUGGCCACACCCACCUAUGGGGACCUCAACCACCUUGUGUCUGCUACCAUGAGCGGAGUCACCACCUCCCUUCGAUUCCCCGGUCAGCUCAACGCCGACCUCCGCAAGCUAGCUGUGAACAUGGUGCCCUUCCCCCGCCUGCAUUUCUUCAUGCCUGGCUUUGCCCCACUAACAGCCCGGGGCAGCCAGCAGUACCGCGCCCUGACGGUGCCUGAGCUCACCCAGCAGAUGUUCGACGCCAAGAACAUGAUGGCUGCCUGCGACCCGCGCCACGGCCGCUACCUGACCGUGGCCACUGUCUUCCGUGGGCGCAUGUCUAUGAAGGAGGUGGACGAGCAGAUGCUGGCUAUCCAGAGUAAGAACAGUAGUUACUUCGUGGAGUGGAUCCCCAACAACGUCAAGGUGGCCGUGUGUGACAUCCCACCCCGUGGGCUCAAGAUGUCAUCCACCUUCAUUGGCAACAGCACAGCCAUCCAGGAGCUAUUCAAGCGCAUCUCAGAGCAGUUCACAGCCAUGUUCCGGCGCAAGGCCUUCCUUCACUGGUACACGGGCGAGGGCAUGGAUGAGAUGGAGUUCACCGAGGCCGAGAGCAACAUGAACGACCUGGUGUCCGAGUACCAGCAGUACCAGGAUGCCACUGCCGAGGAGGAGGGGGAGAUGUAUGAAGAUGAUGAUGAGGAAUCAGAAGCCCAGGGGCCCAAGUGAAGUUGCUUGCAGCUGGGGUGUGGGGCCAAGUGGCAGCCAGGGCCAAGACAAGCAGCAUCAGUCCCCCAGAGCCAUCUAGCUACUGACACUGCCCCCAGCUUUGCUUCCCACCAGCUCAUUAGGGCACCUUAGGGCUCCCAGGUUAAAGUCCUUCAGUAUUUAUGGCCAUCCCCACCCCAUGUGAGUCCACUUGGCUCUGUCCUCCCCAUUUUAGCCACCUCUGUAUUUAUGUUGCUUAUUUGUCUGUUUUAUCGUGGCUCCGGGCCUGAUGUUUUAUGGUUCGUUUUGUUUUUUUACUGGGUUGUGUUUAUAUUUGGAGGGGGGUAUACUUAAUAAAGUUACUGCUGUCUGUCAGAUA